AUGAGGUUGAGCAGGUUGCUGAUCUUCUUUCAAUUAAUUUUAUCAAAUGAUUCUAAAUCAAGUGUUUAUAUAGACAAAGUUGAAUGUGGAGCAUCUCUGAAAACGGUCAGCAAAUUUAAUUGCAAUGUUAAAAAAUUUUCAAGAAUUCCUUUAUUGAAUUUUGGUUACACGUUGACUCGUAAAACUUCUAACUUGAUGGGAUACAAUGUUGUUUUUCGGCAAUCUUCCGGUGACAGUUUUAAUAAGGUUUUAGAACUUAAAAAUAUUGAAGUGUGUAAAAUGAUCAAAGAUGCAUCUUCUCAACCUUUCUUAAAAGACAGUAUUGAUUAUAUCCGAAAAUUUAAUGGAAAUCUAUUUCGAACAUGUGAAAUUGAAGGAGAGAUUUUUUUAACUAAUAUAACUUUCGGAGAAUUAUCAGUUGUAAAAUAUUUUCCAGCAGGCAGUUACAAAACAUUUGUUAAAGUUUUCGAUUCUAAAGAUGCUAACAUAUACAACCUAACUUUGUUUUCAAAAUUAGUUCAUAAAUAA
Molecule: messenger RNA, 528 nt
Organism: Clunio marinus
Lineage: Eukaryota; Metazoa; Arthropoda; Insecta; Diptera; Chironomidae
Source: the annotation of a GenBank genome assembly